AUGGCAGAUGUCACCAUGCCUGAAACUGCGGUGCCGCAUACCAGUCAACAUAAUGAAUCGUACGGUGAUGGCGGGUGGAACUCGAAUGACAACAAGCCAAGAGCAGAUUCAUUCCUGGGGGGCGAGAGCGACAACCUCUUUGGAGACAUGGGCCCGGAUAUGUUCGGCGAUGCCGACAUAACGGAUGCUGAUUUCAGCUUCUUUGAUGAGCAACCCGGCGAUGAUCUAGAUCUCUCGGGUCUCCCUGAUAUGGGCAUGUCAGAUGCACCUUCGAUGCCUCCAGUGCUUCCGCCUCCGCUGCCUGAGCCUGCGAAAAUGGCUGCUCCCCCGAUUGAGUAUACAAAGCCCGAGCCGAGUCCACCAAUUUUCACCAAGCCCGAACUCAAGCAUGCCAGGAGCACACUCAUGGACGAGGGAAAGCAAAGACCUAGCACAGAAAAGGCUGCCGGUACCAAGAGAGAGUCGAGCCCUUUUGGCCCCGAUACGGUUUACAAAAGGGUCCGGGCAUCCUUGGGAGACAUCGACUCUGCUCCAAGCAGAACACCUUCAAGGAAAGGCAGCGUCUUUGACAGCGUAGGCUUCGAUCCAGUGCUUCCCUCUGUCAACAAAAAAUACGAGCAAGGGGGCCGUUUUGACUGCAAUCCUGUCACCCGCGGGUUGGCACAAGAGUCGAUCACGCAGCCUGGUUCUCAAGGUCCGCCUACAACCGACUACCUACGGAGACACGGGAAACAGAGGAAGCAGCUGAAGCACUCAGAGCAGACGAGUGUGGUCAUCCGUACGAUUACCGGCGGUCUGGAAAACGCAACCUUGAACACGAGUCCUGCAAAAAUGGAUGACUUCGCAUCCGAUGCGGACGAUGUGAGCUUGGUGUCUGACCAGGAUGACGCAAGCUCAACGACAGAUGAGCCAGCGUCUCCGUUCAAAUCAAGCAUUAGAAGACUGAAUUUCGACGACGAUGUGGUUUCUCACGUUACCUCGUUGAAGGACAUUGAGUCUGUCGAAGACUCUGAUCCCACCUUGGCCUUGGAACUCCCUAAACUAGCCAAGGUCGAGGCAACAGAGGUAUCGAUAACAAAGUACUUUGAGGAUGCUGAGGUACUGCCGAUUCAUCUUUCACUAACAGAUGAGGACAUGGUGACAAUCGCUCAGAUUGUGACUGAGCAAGCGGUCACUGGUAACUUGAAAAUCCGCGAUUCGCAAGCCAACACUCUGAACACGGCCAUUAUAUCAGAAACUCGUCGACAGCUGUCAUCAUUGAGUCGCACCGCUCUACAGACUCUGCGAGAAGUUGUCCCUGCUUGCCUCGGCGAGUUCAACACCUGCAACUUCAAAGGUGUCGUGGAGGUCCCUGACGUGCCGUUGCUGGGGCAGCCUAACAGACUGCACCCAAGGCCAGUUCCGCAGAGAGAUUCGAAUGCUGAGCCGCCCAAGCCCAACAACCUUUUCCAAAUCCCUGCGCCACACAUGGAACUCCGCCGCGCAGAAGCCAGACUGUCGGUGCUUCCGUCAAGCGUCCAGUUUUGGGAAAGCUUGGGUCUCGGCCCUGCCCAAGGGACGAAGAAUGUCAGCGUUGUCUGCGUGUUUCCGAACUGGGACGGCAUGACAGAUGUUGCCGCAGCGUUCCUAGAUCGGAUGCGCAAUGUCUAUGAGCUGCUGAAACUGGGCUCGUUCGAGCGCCUGCCCACGAGCUCAAAGGUGACCGACGGGCUGAUGCCAUUCGAAGCGGACAAGAUUGCUACUUCUCCGGGCACGGUCAGCCCUCACAUUGGGUCAAGUCUGGAUGAUCGCAUGGAGGCCUUGAAUCAGGGGCUGUUGUCAGCAAACGUGACGGAAAAGAAUUUUGUUGUGUACUUCGUGUACCCUCCGGAUCACCCAGGGUCGAUCGUGGAGGAAUGCACGGCGUUCCAACGGCUUUUCGAGAUGCACAAGAGGUCUUUGACUGACAGGAGACAAGCGCCUGUCAAUGAACUUGUUUUGCAGCUGGUUCCUCUAGAUUUUCUGACUUCUCCUGUGGGCAUCGUUGAACCAACACCAAGCGACGCCAUCAAGCUAGCGAUAGAGACGUAUGAUCGAUGCACAUUGUUUGGCGGGCCGAUGCCCUCGCCAGCUAUCAUGCUGGAGCAGUCACUACCACGAGGCAUCGACUUCAAGAUCUCCAAUACCUCCUCGUCUUCGGUCAUGCACGAAAACACCUGCAUGCACAUCGCUUAUGCACAAAGCAUUGACGAGAGGUGGAUUACGGCAGCAUGGACCGACAACAGGGGAUGCCAGCAAAUGACGGCGUCUUACAGUCUCGGGCGCAAAGGCAAGCCACUUUCAACGUCUCUUAACGAUGUCUACCACGAGAUAUGGGAUACGACACAUGAUUUGAUCUCCAAGUGGAAGGUACACUGGCGGAUCAUUAUCACAAAGUGCGGGCCCAUGGACCAGCAAGAAAUUGGUUUCUGGCAAGGUCUCGCGCAAACCGAGUCGAUGGCCUCGAUGAGCCUGACGUUGAUCUCAGUCGACACAAACCCGUCUCUACAGUUGCUUCCUCCGGCAAUAAAAGUACCAGCGACAGCAUCGUCAGCAUUCUACACCACCCCGGUGUCAACACCGCAGGCAUCAAUACUCUCUCCCGAGCAAAGUGGGACGCCCGCCACACCUAUGAAGGAAAAUAACCCCGUAAACGCCGCGACGCCGGGAGGCACCCCUGGUGACGGCAACGCGGAACCAGCCGAAGGUGACGCCAUUCUUCUUGAUGUUACGGAUCAAACGUGGGGUGCCGUGCUUGCCCAUCGACUCAGCAACUCAUCAACUCUUGGAGAGCUCAGUCCUGCUAUAAUCAGUGGGUAUCUAGUCAAACGCGGCGGAACAAAACUAGAAGAUCCACCAGUGGUUUUGGAAGUCAACAUUUUGCACGUGGAUAGCAACCCGCGGCUGUGCGAGACUCUGAUGCGGGAGAUGCUCACUUAUUUCAGGGGCCUUGGUACACUAGCUCGGGCCAGGGGCAUUGUAGAUAGGGGGACGGAUAUACGGCCUUGGCAUAUCGCGGCAGCGGAGAAAGGCGUCCGGGCAUUAUACCUCUUGAUGUGA
Molecule: messenger RNA, 3078 nt
Organism: Colletotrichum chrysophilum
Lineage: Eukaryota; Fungi; Ascomycota; Sordariomycetes; Glomerellales; Glomerellaceae
Exons: 1
Coding region: 1-3078 (1025 amino acids)
Biological process (GO): regulation of transcription by RNA polymerase II
Cellular component (GO): mediator complex
Molecular function (GO): transcription coregulator activity
Source: RefSeq, a predicted model, not a curated record